This is a messenger RNA of Asparagus officinalis (garden asparagus), 2330 nucleotides long. Its product is annotated as sterol 3-beta-glucosyltransferase UGT80B1-like. Lineage: Eukaryota; Viridiplantae; Streptophyta; Magnoliopsida; Asparagales; Asparagaceae. Gene Ontology annotation, molecular function: UDP-glycosyltransferase activity; hexosyltransferase activity. Bases 285 to 2084 code for a protein of 599 amino acids. The transcript is spliced from 14 exons. The record is from RefSeq and is a predicted model, not a curated record. Gene Ontology annotation, biological process: carbohydrate metabolic process.
UGCCCGAAUCAGUCGAGAGUCCUUCGAUGGCUCCGUCAAUCUCGCUGUUUAAACAGUGGCUUCUAUAUCUACUUGUUUCUAGGUUUUUCUUAUUAUUAUUUAAAGUCAUUAUAAAGGGGUCGAGCUUCGAUUUCUAGGGUUUUCCAGGGGACUCUGCACGAUUGGCGAUCUCACUGUUCAUUUGGUGGUCGGAAAUUGGUGGCAAAAUUUGAUUGCCGGUUGAGGUUGGAGUUUUCUUGGAAGUAGAGAAAGCUUGAGUUCUUGAUGCGAUUACAGCGGAUGAGAUGAGGAGCGGAGAUUUCGAAGCUCGAGGUAGGACAGGAGAGGACAAGGGUUGGGAAUCGAGGUCGAACUCUUUGGAUUCUAGGAUUUUGAGAACGGAAGAUUCGGAGUUUUGGGAAUCGCCGCAUCCAGGCCUGGAGCAUUGUAACUCCUUACCGGCGCGAUCAAAUAGCAGUAGUAUUCUAUACAAAGUCCGUGACCUUAUCUUAUCUAAAUCAAACAGCGAAUCUCUCAAGUAUGAUUUCCAGCUGGAUGGGCUAUCUGAGAGUGAACAGAAUAAAGUCAUUGAGGAUCUCGUCAAAAUCGAGAAUGAUGAUACCAUGGAGGUUGAUGUGGUGGAUGAUGCACCCGCAGCCCGAGAUCUGUCAGAGCUUGAUGCUGUUGAUGCUAAACCGUGCGAUAGUGGAGAAACCAUCUUUGAAUUCAGCAAGACAGGUCCAACACUGAAGAUUGCUAUACUUGUCGUUGGGACAAGGGGAGACGUACAACCUUUCAUAGCUGUUGCAAAGAGACUUCAGGAGUUCGGUCAUCGUGUCAGAUUGGCAACUCAUGUCAAUUUUCGUAAUUUCGUGCAGUCACAUGGCAUUGAGUUUUAUCCUUUGGGUGGUGAUCCGCAAAUCAUGGCUGGAUAUAUGGCUCGGAACAAGGGCUUUCUGCUAUCAGGACCUGCAGAAAUAUCCAUGCAACUGAAGCAACUGAAGGAGAUUAUAUUUUCCCUUCUUCCAGCAUGUACAGCACCUGAUCUGGAAACUGGAGCACCUUUUAAGGCUCAGGCUAUUAUUGCAAAUCCUCCUGCAUACGGACACACGCAUGUUGCUGAAGCUCUUGGUGUGCCACUUCACUUCUUGUUCACAAUGCCUUGGACGCCAACAAAUGAAUUUCCACAUCCUAUGUCAUGUGUGCCAAAUAGUGCAGCAAACAAGCUAUCCUACAUUCUUGUGGACUUAGUGGUGUGGUUGGGCAUCAGGGGAUUUAUUAAUGACUUCAGGAAGAAGUUGAAUUUGCCUUCUAUUGCAUACUUCAGUACAUAUUAUGGAUCCAUAUCACAUCUGCCAACAGGAUAUAUGUGGAGUCCCUAUCUUGCUCCCAAACCAAAAGAUUGGGGUUUCUUAGUAGAUAUCACUGGUUUUUGUUUCCUCAACCUUGGCACAAAGUACCAACCACAAAGGGCUUUUGCAGAAUGGAUUCAACAAGGACCAAAGCCUAUAUAUAUAGGGUUUGGUAGCAUGCCUCUCGAAGAUGGCAAAAGGACGAUGAACAUCAUCCUGGAGGCAUUAAAAGAAACAGGCCAAAGAGCAAUAAUUGGCCGUGGUUGGGGAGAUCUUGGAAUCAGUUCCGAUAUACCUGCUGAUGUCUAUCUUAUUGAAGAUUGCCCUCAUGACUGGCUAUUUCCUCAGUGUGCUGCAGUGGUUCACCAUGGAGGUGCUGGCACAACAGCUACUGGAUUAAGAUCUGGGUGCCCUACAACUAUUAUCCCUUUCUUCGGGGACCAGUUUUUCUGGGGUGAUAGAAUUCAUGAAAGAGGAGUCGGGCCUGCACCAAUUCCCAUAUAUGAGCUAAAUGUUGAACGACUAUCAAACGCUCUAAGGUUCAUGCUUGAUCCAGAGGUUAAAUUAAGAACCAUGGAACUCGCGAAACAAAUUGAGAACGAAAAUGGUGUUGUAGCUGCUGUGGAUGCAUUCCAUAAGCACUUGCCUGCAGAAUUACCCAUCCCUCUUGUCCCUUCUGAUGAACCUCCACAACAAGUCCAAUGGAUAUUUCAGGUCAUCGAGAGGUGGUGUUGUCUUCCUUUCACCUUGUAGCCAUCUCAUCUCAUUGGUUGGUGUACAUAUAAUUUGUUUGUUUUCUUCAUUUUCUUUAUUUAUCAUUCUUUAUGUUGUUAUGCGGGUGGUUAUGUGGAUGCUAGGAAAAGUAAAAUUUUGUCUCGUGUAUCAUAUGUUGUGGUUUGCGGUGUUAGACGGAUGUUUUUUUUUUUUUUUCCAGGUUGGUCAUGUAGAAAACAUACUUGUUUGGUUUAAUAGAUAUGCAAGGGUUGUGAGAAGGUGUUC